GGUGUUGCAAGUGUCAAUACUUAUAUACGUAUAAAUGUACAAAACAUGUACUCGUGUACAUAUAAAAGCUCGUACUAUUGCAAGGUUUGAUCUAGUAUCUAUCAAUUUUCCUUUGAUGAUUCGUUAAUAUUUCUUUUUGCACACGAUGAGAACUAUUAUUACGAUACUUGUACUUUUCCUCAUACAAUGCACGUAUUUACGUGCCGAACUUAAUCAAGUGCCUAUGGGAAAAAUUUCAAAUUCCUGUGUCUUUGGCGUUAAAUCGGUAUCAUUAUAUCUAUAUAACAGCCGUGUUACAGAUGAAAAAGUCCUGGAAAACAAGCUUUGUAACAAUAUUGAUCCGUCGCAACCGCUCAUCUUUCUAAUCCAUGGCUUCACUAGUUACGCAAAUUCGAGUACUACUAGAGAACUGGCCAUGCAAUUGAAAUCAGACUACACAGUAUUUGCAUUGGAUUGGUCUCAAGGAGCCUGCACAGAUGGGAUACCCAUCUUGAAGUUCGCGGCAUAUCCUAGUGCGGUGUUCAACACUCGAGAGAUAGGUCACCGUUUGGCAAACUAUACCCGUACCUUGAUCAAAGAAUGCGAUGUUCCAAUAGAAAAGAUAACGUACAUCGGCCACAGCCUCGGCGCGCACGUGAGUGGCUUUGCUGCGAAAUAUAUGCAGAGUGGUGGCUUCAAGAUUGAACGUAUCGUUGCUGCUGAUCCCGCAUCGCCGUUAUUCGGAAUCAACAAAUGCGAGAAUAGACUUUGCAAAUCGGAUGCCAAAUAUGUAGAAGUUCUUCAUACAUCGGAUUUCGGGAUACAGUACGAAAUAGGUCAUGCCGAUUUCUACUUCAAUGGCGGACACAUACAACCAAAAUGCGGCAUAAAUAUAAUCCCUUGCUCACACACGAGAGCUGUUACUUAUAUAACAGAUAUGUGUAAAAAUAAUUGUGGAUUCCUUGGUGUUUCUAACAGUUUAUCCCCUUAUCCUGAUUCUAACACAACAGAUUGCAUUAUCGUGAAUUGCAAUAUAUUACAAAACAAUUCCAUGGAGGGAAAAUAUUACGUAUACGUUGAUAAGGAUAAGCAUUGUACACAAGAUACUUUCAACUGUAAACAGUAAUAGCAGUCGUUAAAUUUGAAAUGUCAGUUUUUUAAAUAAGAAAAAAUAUAAGAAGAAUGAAAUUUUACGAUAAAUUAUUAUA
Molecule: messenger RNA, 1187 nt
Organism: Trachymyrmex cornetzi
Lineage: Eukaryota; Metazoa; Arthropoda; Insecta; Hymenoptera; Formicidae
Product: phospholipase A1
Exons: 6
Coding region: 146-1105 (319 amino acids)
Biological process (GO): lipid catabolic process
Molecular function (GO): lipase activity; serine hydrolase activity
Source: RefSeq, a predicted model, not a curated record